Scutellospora calospora is the source of this 1334-nucleotide messenger RNA. NCBI's taxonomy places the organism in Eukaryota, Fungi, Glomeromycota, Glomeromycetes, Diversisporales, Gigasporaceae. The record is from the annotation of a GenBank genome assembly.
UUGUUAUUGUCCUUAUUAUAAUAACCAUACUUCCACCUCCUCCUGAAGUACAUAAUAGCGCCGAUGAACUUUUCCAGAAUGCACAAAGAUUUGCAAAUUCUCAAGGCUACGCCCUAGUUAAAAAAAGAACUCAGAAGGAUAAUCGUGAAACACAUAACAGAAAAACAAGCACCAGAUUAAUCGAUUAUCCUUUUGAAUUGUAUGCAACUCGACAAAAUGGCUUGUGGCACUUGGAGGUUCAUAAUGCUACAUAUAAUCAUGAUCCCUCAAAUGAUAUGUCAGGACAUCCCAUUGUUCGUCAACUAACAGAAGAACAAAAAGAAAGUGUUGCAAUAAUGACUACCUCUGGUUCACGUCCCCAUGAAAUUAUAUCAACACUUCAACAAAAUGAUCUGUCAACAUUAGUCAUUAGCAUAGAUGAACUUCAAGGAGGAGAUUUUUUAUAUAAGUAUAAGUGUGAUAAUAAUGGUUCAGUUACUCACUUAUUUUUUGCACAUAAAGAAUCGGUCUCUCUUAGCCGUCAAUAUCCUACAGUAAUUCUUAUGGAUUGUGAAGAGGAGGAUGAUUACAAAUGGGCCUUACAAAUUGUAAUAUCUUAUCUUCAGGAAACCUGGAUACCAUGGAAGAAAAAAUUUAUAAAAGCCUGGACAAAUCAAUUACUUUACUUGGGUACAACUGUAACUUCACAUAUCGAGGGUUCACAUGUAACAUUAAAAGCAUACUUACAAACAUCUACAGGGGAUCUUCAUCACGUUUAUACGACAAUAUCAUUAGCAGUAACCAACCAGAGAAAAGAAUUUAAUACUAUGAUUGCAUCAGAGCGUAUUCGUAUUCCGGCUUUUGCUACUUAUAAUUCUCUAUAUUCAAAUAUUAGGGAUAAAGUAUCAAGCUUUGCACUCAAUAAGAUAAAUGAUCAGUAUCAGAAGGCAAAACGUGCUACCGCACAAGAGCCCUUACCAUCAUGCACUGGAACUUUCACAAGAACGAUGGGCUUACCUUGCGCUCAUUUUAUUCAGUAUCUGGAGAAUAAUCAAAAUCUAAUGCUUAAUGACAUUCAUAAACAUUAUUCCGAUCCUAAAAACCCCCUACAACCUCUCUUGUACGAUCUACAACAAAGGUAUCAAGAAUGGCCAGAAUUCCAAAAAUUAGUGGUACAAGAUACUUUGAAAAACCUGAUCGAUGAACCAUCAAUGACCUUACAAAAUCCUAAUGUGGUUCACACAAGAGGCCAUCUCUCUGGAGCUCCUAAUUACCAGAAAAAUAACUCGACACGCAGAGAUCCCUCCUGCUUUGAAAUGGUAGAACACAAGGGUAGGCAUUGUGCUAUUUGUUGA